This is a messenger RNA of Glycine soja, 1575 nucleotides long. RefSeq lists its product as uncharacterized. Lineage: Eukaryota; Viridiplantae; Streptophyta; Magnoliopsida; Fabales; Fabaceae. The record is from RefSeq and is a predicted model, not a curated record. The coding region runs from base 190 to 1347 and encodes 385 amino acids. The transcript is spliced from 7 exons.
AGAGAGAGGGGGGAGAGAGGGUAUAAAUGUGAGGUUUUCUUGUUGGUGGGCUUAUAUAAAGGAGUAUAGGAUGUUGCAGUUCCCCACUCAUAAAGAUAGCUAGGUAAGAGGGUGUAAGGGAAGAGAAAGAGAUCAUAGAAGAGAUAUAGUUUAAUUUUGCUUUGCUUUAAUUUGUGAGGAUUUGAUUUGAUGGAAGAACAUCUCACUCCAUUGGCUGUUACCCAUCUCCUUCAACACACUCUCAGAAGUUUGUGCAGCCAUGAAAAUUCUCAAUGGGUCUAUGCAGUCUUCUGGAGGAUCUUGCCUAGAAACUACCCUCCACCCAAGUGGGAAGGACAAGGGGCUUAUGAUAGAUCAAGAGGAAACAGAAGGAAUUGGAUAUUGGUGUGGGAAGAUGGUUUCUGCAAUUUUGCUGCCUCAGCAGCACCUGAAAUUAACUCAGGUGAUUGUUCUACCCCACCUGCUUAUGGGAACUGUGAAUUUCAGCCCUACCAAGGGCUUCAACCGGAGCUCUUCUUCAAGAUGUCACAUGAGAUCUAUAACUAUGGAGAAGGGUUGAUAGGAAAAGUGGCUGCAGAUCACAGCCACAAGUGGAUAUACAAAGAGCCUAAUGAUCAAGAAAUCAACUUCUUGACAGCAUGGCACAAUUCAGCAGAUUCGCACCCUAGGACUUGGGAAGCCCAGUUCCUGUCUGGUAUAAAGACCAUAGCUCUCAUUGCUGUAAGAGAAGGUGUUGUUCAAUUAGGAGCUGUUCACAAGGUGAUUGAAGACCUGAGCUAUGUGGUACUUUUGAGAAAAAAGUUCAGCUACAUUGAGAGCAUCCCUGGUGUGCUGUUGCCACACCCUUCAUCUUCAGCAUACCCCUACAAAGUAGAAGGAGGAGGAGGGUAUGGAGCACUAGAACAAUGGCAGCAUUUCCAUGGAAUUAGCAACAACCACCACCACCACCACCUUUCAUCAUCACCCCAACAAGCUGAACUAUAUGAUCACCAUGCAGGCCACUUCAACUUGCCACUCAAGAUAACUCCUUCAAUGAGUAGCCUUGAGGCACUUCUCUCCAAGCUCCCCUCAGUGGUGCCACCAUCAACACAACAACAACAAUCACUCUUGCCAUCACAAAGGCCAUUGGAGUUCAUGGGAAUGCAGAAAGUGGCAAAGGAAGAGUUGGAAGAAGAGGUGUACAGACCAGAACUUGACAUAGGUGAGAGUAGCAGCUCCAUGCCAGAAGUAGGGUACCACCACCAACACCAACAUCAACAUCAACAUCAUCAUCAACAUCACUUCCAUCAAGUUCAGAAUAAUAAUAAUAAUAAUGUAACUAGGAGUGGAGCCAACAAUGGAUUUUGAAUUUCAGUACCAUUAAUUAGUACUCCGUUCUAAAACAAAAACACCGAAUGAUGGGGAAGAAUCAUCAUUGGCAAUAUUAAUGAAAAUUAGUCCUAAUUAAUUAUCAAGUCCUAACAUUGUAGUGAGUUGUUAGCUUCAUCAGUAUUAUUAUAUAUGAUAAUAAUAAUAACAAUAAUAAUAAUAAUAAUAAUAACUACUGCGUUUUGAGCUUUGUUGGUUCUUUUUCUA